Molecule: messenger RNA, 596 nt
Organism: Trichoderma virens Gv29-8
Lineage: Eukaryota; Fungi; Ascomycota; Sordariomycetes; Hypocreales; Hypocreaceae
Exons: 3
Coding region: 49-315 (88 amino acids)
Source: RefSeq, a predicted model, not a curated record
CACAUCCCUUCACCACCCCCAACGUAUAUACUCUAAAUACCAGAUGCAAUGAGUGACGCCUCAACUUACCUCAGCGUGGGUGCUGGUGUUGUGGGCACCGCUGCUACUGUGGCCGGCACUGUGUAUAGUUAUAAAGCUUACAAGCAUUCAAAGAGCUCGAACUCAGGAACUGCUCAGGCCGUUCCGCUAGAACGCGUUACAAUAUCCGAUCAACCUUCCCCUCCUCUUGUUGUCCAAAGCGAGGCAGUCCGCAGGGUCCAAACUGGACUCUCAUCUGCCAGUUCCGCAUCAUUCAGUACCGCAAGAACGCGUUGAAGUCUUUGUACUCAGUAUUAGGGCAAUAUAUCUGGCAAUUGAUAUCAUGGAUGGGUGAUUAUGUGUUGCGAACUCGGAGGAAACUUGCUGCAAGCUGUCGGUCUUAACAUAUUCAAAGUAGCUUUAUAAAUGGGAUAACAAAUUGGCUGGAAGUGUCUUUGGACGAGGCAGGCGGGGAUUACAGGUGGACCAGAUUCUGUCAUUGUUAGGCAUUGUUCCUUCACUACCUCUCCGCUACAAGUUGCCUUUAUAAAGCCACACAAGCCACAGGACUAGCCUAC